Molecule: messenger RNA, 1344 nt
Organism: Botrytis sinoallii
Lineage: Eukaryota; Fungi; Ascomycota; Leotiomycetes; Helotiales; Sclerotiniaceae
Exons: 4
Coding region: 1-1344 (447 amino acids)
Source: RefSeq, a predicted model, not a curated record
AUGUGUCAAUACGAAUACUAUCAAUGGCAGAAAUGUGGCCAUAAAUCUAUCGAAAUCACAGAAUACUGUAAUACAGUUUUCUGGAGAGCUGGUAUGACAGCUCGCCUUAAUCCAUGCCCCGAACAAGAUUUCAGAGCAUUUUUUGUGCGGGUCGGCAUCUUGGAUGGCUUGGAUUUUGGUACUUGUAGAUGGAUCGGACAAUCUGGAUAUUGCAAAAUGUGUGAAGAAGAAUAUCAUAUGCCAAAAGCCAUUCCAUUCCGUACCUAUGAAGACUAUGAGUUUCUCGAAGGAGUUGGCGACCUCACCGGCGCAAUCUUCGCAGUCAAGUUAGCCGAACCGAUUACAUAUCCUCCCCCACCUCACUCAAUCCAGUUCUCCUCUACUCCAAUGAAUGUUGUAGAUGAAGCAACACCGCCCACUGGAGAAAACUUGUUAGAGCGUAGACUCAAUGCUUCAUUACACCAUCCCUACAUCUUCACGCCGUACAUCAACAAUACUGUUGCAGACUUGCUCUCCGUUAAAGACCAGGACCUCUCAACUUUGAUCUCGAUUCAAGAUAAAGAUAUUCCCGAGGGACCUUCAGAGAAAGGUUCCAUGAAAGAAUUACGAGAACUAUACUUCCCAGCAAAGAUGCAAAUGUAUGAACUGAACAAAGGUGUAGAUGGUGUCACUCAACAAUGGAGCAGCCGAGGCUAUUAUGAAGGACUGAUGGUAGAGGGUGUACCCAGCCGGUACUUUUGGAAUCACUGUGGAAUGACACCUCAAGAUGAGCAGUAUGUUGUGAAUAGGUUGAAGGAUGGCAUACCUUUGAGACACAUUUGGCGUGAGGAGUUCAAGGAGAGAGGCAUGGAUCUUGCAAUGUUCUAUCAAUACGGGCGAAAAAUGGAGCAGCACUUUGAAGCUCGUGGAGUACGGGUAGACUCGAAGAUGGGAGAAAUUCAACGAGAACUUGGUGCAAGAUCCCAAGCAGCCGAUGGUAUGCAGCCAUUUGGUACGUAUCGAAAGGGCGUGAACAGUGAUUUACAGCCUGGCUAUGGGGUAUCUCAUGCUCAAAUCAAUCCUUUUGGACGAAGCUUAGAGGAUCUCAACCAACAACAUCGGCGGCAGCAGAUGCAAGAACAUGCGCAACAAAAUAUGAUGCAGCAGGUGAUACAGCAGCAGUUAGUCCAGCAACAAAUGGUCAAGCAGCAGAUUCUCCUACAAUACCAGGUGCGGCAACAACAGAUGUGGCAACAGCAGAUGAUGCAAAAAAUGCAACAACUACAGGAUCAGUCACAACAGGCCAUGGAUAUUGAAAAGGGUCCCAUUGUGGCCGUGGAGGAAAUCGAGUCGUAUGAGGCAUAA